This is a messenger RNA of Talaromyces atroroseus, 1035 nucleotides long. RefSeq lists its product as hypothetical. Gene Ontology annotation, molecular function: oxidoreductase activity. Gene Ontology annotation, cellular component: mitochondrion. The coding region runs from base 1 to 1035 and encodes 344 amino acids. The transcript has a single exon. The record is from RefSeq and is a predicted model, not a curated record. Lineage: Eukaryota; Fungi; Ascomycota; Eurotiomycetes; Eurotiales; Trichocomaceae.
AUGACCAACAACACAUCAACCAUUCCUUCCAUAAUGAAAGCGUGGCUCUGGACCAGCACGAGCGGCGGCAUGGAGAAAAACCUCGUCAAAUCAGACACCGCCUAUAGACCAGGCCAAAGCUUGCGGCCCAACCAGGUGCUAGUCAAGGUGAUUUCCAUGUCCAUCAACCCGGCAGACUACAAAGUGCCAGAAAUAGGGCUCCUGUAUAAAUGUGUGGUCUCGACGCCGGCAUCGCCUGGUAUGGACUUUAGUGGGAAAGUAGUCGCCACCGGCUCAAAGGUUACGGGUGUGAGAAUCGGCCAGCUGGUUUUCGGCUGUGUACCCCUGCCGAAUCAGUAUGGCACACUGGCCGAGUACGUCGUCGCGAGAGAUGAUGUUGUCGUGCUAUUGCCCGAGGGAGUGCAGCUUGAUCAUGCCGCUACGGUGGGGAUCGCGGGACAAACUGCGCUCCAGGUCAUCAAGGGCCAGGUGAAAGAGGGCGACCAUGUUUUCAUCAACGGUGGCUCUGGUGGUGUCGGAACCUACGCAAUACAGAUAGCAAAGGCGUUGGGAUGCCAAGUAACCGCCACGUGUUCCACACGAAACAUUGAGCUGGUUAAAGAUCUCGGCGCCGAUGAAGUGAUCGAUUACACAGCCGUAGAUCUCGUGCAGUAUCUGCGCAAACAGGGCCCACUGUACCACCUCGCUCUUGACAUGAUCGGGAAACCAGAUGAGCUAUAUCGCGAAAGCCACAACUUCCUUCUCCCCGGCAAAGCCUUUGCGCAAGUCGGGAACGAGUCGCAUCUUUCGACUGCCGGGCGAUUCGUGACCCCGAGGAUUUUGGGCGGAGGACAGCGGCCUUAUCAGUUGGUGUUUUUCAAGAAUCGCCAUGGUGACCUUGAGGAGGUUGGGGAGUUGAUUCGGGAAGGGAAAGUGAAGCCUGUUAUCGAUGGGGUAUAUGAAUUUGAUGACGCCAUCAAGGCUUUUGAAAGAUUAAGGAGCCAUAGGGCGAGGGGGAAAAUCGUCAUAAAAGUGACACCUGCACACUCUGCAUGA